UCAACGUCAACUGAGGUCUACUUUCAACUUGUCGCAAUCGCGAGAUAGCCAUCUUCAUUGCGACAGCACCCCUGCCCUCAGUACAUCUGCCCCACGAUGACAUCCUUGGACAAGACGACUGCCUUUACGUCGACCGCAAUCUCUGAUAGCAACAGUAUCCGGAUCGCUGAAGGACCACAAAAGCCGCACAGGCAAUAUUCCUGCCCUAUCUGCCAGAAGGUUUUCAAACGCAGUGAGCACUGCUUAAGGCACGUGCGAGGCCACACCAGGGAAAAGCCGUUCUCUUGCCGAUUUUGUGGCCGAAGAUAUUCUCGAAAGGACCUUGUCAGUCGCCAUGAAAAAUCUUUUCAUCCUCUCGGAAGUCUCGAGCAUAACAUCAACAACUCGAUUGAUACAAACACCGGUGCACAUCAAAACAAUGUCGAGGAAGAAGGAAAUUCAAUACUGCCUGACGUAGGAUACCAUACGUUGUCACCAGGUGUUGAUGAGGAGUAUGAUCAACGUCCAGACGCACGAUUUUCACAGAAUACCCAGAACACCGACACCAGCCCGGACAAGUCCAUGGAACAUAUCACUCAAGACACUCAGCAACCACAGAGUGAUACUCAAGAACCACGGCAAUCGAACAUCGCAGAUGAAACAACCCAAUCAUCCCUUCCUCCACAUACCGAGACAAACUCCACAGCCCAGGAUGGUUAUCUGGGCAAUUCUCCCACCCAUGCACAGCUUGACUUGUCAGACUUGAGAUCCCCAUAUCGCCAAUCUCAGCUUCAAGACUUCGCAUUCCCCAGCUCCACUUCGGUACCGCUCGGAACAGCUCAGCAAAGUCAUCUCUCCGGAUCUUACCUUGGUGAUGACGGGCAAGUCAACGCAAACAGACCAUCAAGUGAUCAGCUGGACUCAAUCGAUUUCAAUGCGCACUCAGCCUACGACAAUCACCUCCCGAACCUGCCUGAUGGUAUUGACUUCUUCUCGAUGCUUCCAAAUGGUGCUACAAAUAUCGAUAUGGACUCUGCCAUAUCGAAUUAUCUAUUCAAUUCGGGCUAUAGCCCAACUAUCGAUAAUGAUAUGGCCAGACCAUUGGGCGACUCCAAUUCUUCAGUCACGUCGCAACUUGCACAGGAUAGCCACGACUUGCUCUUACCUUCAACUGAUCCUACAGAGCUCCGGAAUGCACCAGGAUCUUUUGCGCGACUGCCGACCGUCAUCGAUCAGAAGCCACGAAAUGUGAACAUUCCAAUACUUGAUGCUACUGCGCAUUUCAAUAUUAUUGCGGAUGUUCGCAGGCGUCUUUCCCCAGAACAAUUCUCACAAUUCCAAUUGCCUACGGCACAAAAGCUUCAACAAUAUUUGACGAGCUAUUUCACGUGCUUCCACCACCAUCUUCCAAUCCUGCAUUUACCGUCACUUGAUAUGCGAAUGCCGUAUGUGCCGCUCGUUCUGGCGGUGUCAGCUAUUGGAGCUCUCUAUCGUCUUAAUCGAAAAGUGGCCAGGCUUUUAUGGCAGUGGGCAGAGAUGAUGGUAGAGCCUGCACUUCAACGAGAUCCUUCUGACUUGAUGGCUCCAUGUCUGACUGAAGCCGUUCAAAGCAGACUGUUGCUCUCAUUGUACGCUGUAUUUAGCGGCGAUACGAAAGACGUUGUGUCUGCGAUCGAGAGAAGCGGGUUUUGGGCAACGGAGUAUCGCAUUCGUCGAUGUGCUUUGAACAGAGACUCCUUAUUGACUCAGCCAACUUCUUGGUUAGAAUGGACCACCAGAGAAACUUCGAAACGACUACUAUGCGGUAUAUUCACUCUGAAUUCUCUAUUGACUGUCACCUAUGAUACAACUCCGAAUGUCUCUUUGACCCAAGACCUUAACAUUGAGAUGCCGGCAGACGAAGGUUGGUGGGAAGCGAAAGAUGCUCAGCAAUGGCAACAUGCUGUAGACGCAUCCGAUCUUCAUGAUCGAGUUACCAUUUCUAAAGCCUUGACGCAGCUCGUUUAUGGCGAUGACGCUGAUGACGACGAUGGCGAUGUCAACCCUAACAGAUUCACUCGAGCAUCAAUUACAUGGUCUGGCUUCGCAACCACUGUCAUUAUGCAUGCGGUUGGUUUACAUAUGUGGUCAAUCAUGCAGUGUUCACAUUCGGUCACGGGCAUCACUGCCCUAAGCUCUCCAUCUUGGGCUCCGAUGUAUGCAAGGAUUCAAUACUCGCUGGCAAGAUGCCACGCUUUGGUUGUGGCCAAUGCCCAAAGAGAUCAGGAACCUCAUUCGGAGAAAGGUGCCGUCAUUUUUAAUUGCCAGGCUCUUUUAAGGAUUGCCUAUGUGAGACUCUUCACCAGCGCAGGGAGUGUCGAUCGUAUGAUGCUUUUGAGCCAGAACGAUGCUCAACUGGAAUCCAGUAUCCAGUCCUACAUGCAUGCAGUGCAAAAAAGGAGUCCUUUUUUGACGAAGGCGGUUCUCGAGGCUUUCGGAGGGUUUUCAACGCCUAUCAAGGCUGGAUACCUUAUGGUAAGGAAGACUGCAGCAUUGAGCUGGAGUGUGGAGCAUGCCAUUGCAGCAUGGGACUGUGCACUAUUCGUAACGAAGUGGAUUCAUGCUUUGGAGACUAGGCAUCCCGACGAUGACCCUCUUGACCCUGCAGAAGCUCAAAAUUUCGCGAACUUUAGCGAAUUGCUGAACGAGGUCGAAAGCGAUUAUGAUGGCAAAGGAUCAUUAGCUGGGGAGGUUGCAAGAGUGUGGGCUUGCUUUUUGGAUGAUACUUGGGUCUGGGCAAUAACUCCACGGAUGGGCCAUGUUUUGAGGCUACUUUCGAAAGCAUACAUUAAGGAGUGGAAUGCCCGCGCUAUACUGGCAUAGAAUAUUUACUUGGUGAAUGCUUCUGCGAAGAUAUUUUGAUAAUAUAUCUGCUAUUGUAAUUGAAG
Mollisia scopiformis is the source of this 2906-nucleotide messenger RNA. RefSeq lists its product as uncharacterized. Gene Ontology annotation, cellular component: chromatin. Gene Ontology annotation, molecular function: RNA polymerase II cis-regulatory region sequence-specific DNA binding; DNA-binding transcription factor activity, RNA polymerase II-specific; zinc ion binding. The transcript has 8 exons. Lineage: Eukaryota; Fungi; Ascomycota; Leotiomycetes; Helotiales; Mollisiaceae. The coding region runs from base 97 to 2841 and encodes 914 amino acids. Gene Ontology annotation, biological process: regulation of transcription by RNA polymerase II; DNA-templated transcription. The record is from RefSeq and is a predicted model, not a curated record.